CACUACAGAGAUGUCACCUUCCGUUUGUAAACAAUUGUAUUGCGGUAUCUAAUUUUUGUUUGUAAAAUUAUAACAUCGAUUAUGAAGCAAAUGUGCAGAUUGUGUCUGCAGGACGGUCCCGACUUGGGAAUCUUAGGAGAUGAUACGGCUAGUGGCAAUGAAGAUGAUACAAAUGCAGCUGAUUGUUUGGUCCAGCUCAUACUCCGAUAUCUAUCCAUUCGGAUCGUAAAACAUGAAUCCACCGCAAAUGCCAUGAUAUGCUGCUCCUGUCGAAUGUCGGUAGAAGAAUGGCAUACGUUCCGUGAGUCAUGUAUGAGGAAUGAUGAAGUUUAUCAGCGAGUUAUUUCACGCUCGAUCACGAGCAGCGCAACGUUCGACAAAACCACCCUCACUGAUGAAGAUAGCAGGGCUGUGAUAUUGAAAAACGAACCUAGCUACAUCGACGCCAAACCAGCAGAGAACGAUGACGCAGAUUUUGAGCAGAUGCAUUAUAAAGAUGAACAACUUUCGAACAGUUGCUGUGAUGAUAACUAUGAGAUUGACAAAUCGGACGACAAACAAAUGGAUAACGAUGACGACGAUGAUUGUCCUGAUUUUGAAGAGAUUGAAUUCGAUGAAGUGUCAGACAGUUCCAGCGACGACGAGUAUGUAGUGAAGAGCACUGUAUUUUCAACACGGAACAAAGUGAACAAGAUAAAUACUACACUCGAAAUAAUACCACUGAAAAAACGCGGUGGUUCCAGAAUUCAAACGAAAAACACAAAAGAUACUGAUAUUCCUGGCUUGAAUCAAGAAGCUCCAACGCUUGAUAAAUCACAGGAAAUAGUUGCCAAAAAAGUUUCGAGUAGAAUCCGAAUCAGCCCAGUAAAAGUAAGCAAGAAACGAGGUAGACCCAAGGAAGCAAUAAGAAAUGCAAAACGUGCUGAGGUCUGUACUAUUUGUGGGAAAUGUAUUAAAAAUAUGACUGAGCACAUGAGAAUACACAAUAAUGAAAAAAGGCACCAGUGUCCGUACUGCUCGAAGGCGUUUGUAAGUACUUCCAAUUAUAAUUCCCACGUAAACAUCCACACUCGUGCUAAAAUGUAUAAAUGUGAUCUCUGUGAUAAGCAAUAUGCAAUGCUCAACAGCCUGAAGCAACACCGAAUAACGCACUUCAAGGAACGUAUAUACGUAUGUCCUGUAUGUGGGAAGGCAUACUACCAGCCAACCGGUUUGGCUAGACAUAAACGAACCCAUUAUGAGGAACCUAAAAUUAAAUGUUCUGCCUGCGAUAAAAUGUUCAUGACGAAUGCGGAUCUUCGAAAACAUUUCACCAAACAUUUGGACGAAAAACCGUUCAGCUGUGAGAUAUGCAGUCGGGCUUUUAGCCGGAAAGACAAUCUUCGUACUCACAUGAAAACCCACCGAGGGAUUACGCCAACAUCCAGAAAAGCUUCCGCGAAUACGAAAUCAUCCAAAACCACCGGAAACAAUACUCCCGAGACGACUGCCAUAACUGAGUGAAGGAUUUCUUUUUCGUUCGUGCAAAUCAAUCAAUCGGUCCUCCGAUGUAUAUUUGUUACAUCUGUCCAUUUAAUUUCGAAUAUAGAUAUCUAUUAAGCAACGA
This is a messenger RNA of Toxorhynchites rutilus septentrionalis, 1606 nucleotides long. Its product is annotated as zinc finger protein 189-like. NCBI's taxonomy places the organism in Eukaryota, Metazoa, Arthropoda, Insecta, Diptera, Culicidae. Gene Ontology annotation, cellular component: nucleus. Gene Ontology annotation, biological process: regulation of transcription by RNA polymerase II. The record is from RefSeq and is a predicted model, not a curated record. The transcript has 4 exons. Bases 82 to 1503 code for a protein of 473 amino acids. Gene Ontology annotation, molecular function: DNA-binding transcription factor activity, RNA polymerase II-specific; RNA polymerase II cis-regulatory region sequence-specific DNA binding; zinc ion binding.